GGAGAGGCGGCUCUGCUAUAAAGGCCCGUAGCCCUGCCCAGCUCCCGGCAUCACUCGCUGGCGAUCAGGAGCAGAGAGCGAUCCUCCCGUUAUCAACAAUCCCCGAAGCACGUCUCCCCUAACUAAGGCAGCAUGGUGAAGAUCGGCAUCAACGGGUUUGGCCGCAUCGGGCGCCUGGUGACCCGGGCCGCCAUGGCGAACCCCAAGGUGGAGGUCGUGGCCAUCAACGACCCCUUCAUCGACCUCAGCUACAUGGCAUACAUGUUCAACUACGACUCCACCCACGGACGAUUCAAGGGCACAGUCAAAGUGGAUGGUGGGAAACUGGUCAUCAACGGCAAAGCCAUCACCGUCUUCCAGGAACGGGACCCUGCCCACAUCAAGUGGAGUAGUGCUGGAGCCGAAUACGUUGUGGAGUCCACGGGAGUUUUCACCACCACCGAGAAGGCUUCGGCUCACCUGAAGGGAGGGGCCAAGCGGGUGAUCAUUUCAGCCCCCAGCGCUGAUGCCCCCAUGUUCGUGGUGGGGGUGAAUCACGAUAAAUAUGACAAGAGCAUGACUAUCGUCAGCAAUGCCUCCUGUACCACCAACUGCCUGGCACCCCUGGCGAAGGUUGUCAACGACAAGUUCGGCAUUGUCGAGGGGCUGAUGACGACGGUCCACGCCUACACGGCCACACAGAAGACGGUGGAUGGCCCGUCAGGGAAGUUGUGGCGGGACGGUCGUGGUGCUCACCAGAACAUCAUCCCGGCCUCCACCGGCGCUGCCAAGGCCGUGGGCAAGGUCAUCCCGGAGCUGAACGGCAAGCUGACUGGGAUGGCAUUCCGUGUACCCACACCCAAUGUCUCCGUGGUUGACCUCACCUGCCGUCUCAACAAGGGCGCCACGUACGACGAGAUUAAGCACGCAGUGAAGGAGGCCGCCGAGGGGCCCAUGAAGGGAAUUCUGGGAUACACAGAGGACCAGGUGGUCUCCAGCGACUUCAACGGUGACACCCACUCCUCCAUCUUCGACGCCGGGGCAGGCAUUGCCCUGACCAACCACUUUGUCAAACUGGUUUCCUGGUACGACAAUGAGUUUGCCUACAGCAACCGUGUUAUCGACCUUGCUGUCCACAUGGCGUCCAAGGAGUGAAAGUGAAAGGGAGUGCGAACUGCUCCGUUUACACACUGGCCCCCGCCCCACCCACCCACCCACCCAGCCUGCCUGCCUGCCUCCUGCCCUCGUUCCCAGACACACCAGCCCUCCUGCAGACAGGCACACACGGAAGACGGUUGGGUUUUCCUUCCCACUCACCCUCUACUCCCAGUGGAAACAACAAGACCCCUAUUAAAAACCGUUGAAUCCUA
Molecule: messenger RNA, 1349 nt
Organism: Mobula hypostoma (lesser devil ray)
Lineage: Eukaryota; Metazoa; Chordata; Chondrichthyes; Myliobatiformes; Myliobatidae
Gene: gapdh
Product: glyceraldehyde-3-phosphate dehydrogenase
Exons: 12
Coding region: 133-1134 (333 amino acids)
Biological process (GO): glucose metabolic process; glycolytic process
Cellular component (GO): cytosol
Molecular function (GO): NAD binding; glyceraldehyde-3-phosphate dehydrogenase (NAD+) (phosphorylating) activity; NADP binding
Source: RefSeq, a predicted model, not a curated record